Durusdinium trenchii is the source of this 2689-nucleotide messenger RNA. Lineage: Eukaryota; Dinophyceae; Suessiales; Symbiodiniaceae. The record is from the annotation of a GenBank genome assembly.
UUACUUGGUUCAGUUCCGUGCCACUGUUGCUUGAAGCCAAGGCACCGGUUGGCCACCUGGUGGGCUUGCUGGCCCUACAGCUCUUGCGGGGGCAGGCUGGAAAUGAUAUGCUGGAAGUGGCCGCAUGGCAUGGCAUAACAAAAUCUAAUGAAUGUUAAUGUAGACUCUUGAUUAAUAAAGCCUCCCCAUUUGGAUGCACGGACUUGCGGUUCGACGCGCCCACAACCGCCCCUUGUCACCUAAUGUGACAGGUACAGGUGUGUUUGGCAUGUACACUGUGGGACAAUGGCAAUUGCAAAAGGCUCCACAGUGUGGACACUGAAUUGGAUCCCUUCUGAGAUGACUGAGAAGAAAGUAAUUAAGUGAGAUCCUACCCAUUCAAGACUAAACGAACUGCUACCAGACGGCCGCUAUGGGAAGCUUACAAAGAGAAAGUCUGUACACCUCAGCGUCGCGCAGCGAUCGGGUCGUAUGCAGUGAAGGAAAAAGACGAGAAGGCAGGAUCACCAACUCAUGAGAACUCGCCACUGCGCUUUUCACUAUGACAAAAUUUGAAAUAUCAAAGUGACGAGUCAUUGGCUCAGGCCGAUGUCGAUAUGUAAGUGCCUUUUGGCCACAUGGGACUUCAAAAGAGUCUUCAAACAAAUUCGCCAUCAAGCACGACUUUCUGAGCGCAAUUUUCGGUAAAAAUGCCCGAGUUGGGAACCUCCGUAGGCCCUUUGAGAGUCUAGUGGGUCUAUUUCCAAGCCCAACACCUCGACAAAGCAAAAAGGAACUCCAAGAGAAGUUCCUUGAGGAAACAUGCCUUGCUCAUCUCUUGACAGGCUUCUGGAAACUUGGCGGGUGUCAUCACUAAAUGAGUCGAACACAUUCCAAGGUUGGUCUUUGCUAUGAUCAUCUCAUGGCUGUGGCAUAUCGACGGAUUGUGUCAUGGCUCAGUUCGCACUCCCCAAAAGGGAAGUGACAGACAUGGCAUGAAGGCCUGAGCCACAAUGCCCUCCCCAUUUGGAUUGCAGCACCUCUCAAUGUGGGGGGUGAAACAUAAUCAAAAGCCUACAUGACUGGUCGAGAGGCAGCUUACCUCACCCAUCAGGUCUUGGAAGUGGCCUGUGCUUGGGGAUGCCACUGAACCCGCCGAACCACCAGAACGGUCCUCUCCAGGGAGGAGACCCGACGACCUUUGCAAACCCCAGCGGGGACCCAACCCUGCACCAAGCUUUCCACUAUGCUGACAUUGCUGCGUACCUCCUCCAAAAACCAGAGCCAAGAUCUCCUAUGGAGUGCCGUGAGCAAUGCAAACAAAACGAGGGCUGCGCAGCCUGGGAGGUCUGUGCUCCUUUGGGGGAUGGCUGUGAUGGCUGCUACCUGAUCUCCCGUGCGCCCCGGCGCUGGGAUCAGCGCGAGGGGUGGCACGCAGAGAUUCUCCCAGGCCGGGAAGAGCUUGGAUGGAGCAACAACGACACUACUGGUCUCGACAACUUGACUGUCGAGAGCUGCAGGGAAUUCUUGCUCAGCGCCAAUGGAGCCGAUCAAAGCGUACCGUUUCACGAGCCCGCUGUCAUGCAAAAGUACUCCGCGUGCGGCUCCAUUGUGUGGGAUGCGGAGGGCCCUCGUGGCCUUCACGUGGUUGGACAGCACUGGCCCACCUUCUUGGUGACCAACUUCUGGGAUCCACCCAUAGCGCUUCCGAAGGAAGUUGAGCAAGAGAUGCUAGCCUCUAGCCCGCGACAGCAGCGGCCAGCGACACACCUAGCGGCGGCUGCUUUGGAAGCACUCCAACGACCAGGCGUGACGGAGCAACUGCACGGAACCAUUGGUUCCGGCUCAUGGGAGGAACACCGCCGAAGCAAGGCACGUGGGCCUCACGCAUUUGUUCUGCCCUUCUAUGACACAAACAUCGGGCACUGGAUGAAACAGCACGGUUCUAUGAAUCCUCUGCAGUCGUAUGAAAUGCAAUCAAUCCUACAGCCUGGAGAUGUGGUUCUUGACGUUGGCGCCAACUUGGGAUGCUACACCUUGCCCUUUGCCGAGCGAGUUGGUGCAGCUGGAAAGGUCAUUGCCGUGGAACCUUUCCGGUGGCUGCGGCAAAUCGUCGCGGCCAAUGUGGCCAUCAAUGGGCUCAGCAACGUUUGGCUGCCGCCGGUCGGGCUCGGCGCAGAGCGCGCGAGUUUCGAGGCCCGACCGCCCCAGUUUCGCUUCUUUUCUUCGCCCGGUGGUGUGAAGCUUCGCCAGCAGCAGCAAGACAUGAAGGUUGAGGAAGCCAUGCAGAUGUACGACUGGGAUAUGCCACCAGAAAGGGUCACCGUUCUGACUUUGGAUGAACUGCUUGGAUUAGUUCCUGGAGCUGAGCUGCUGGGCCUCCCCCCCCAUUGAUGGUUUGCGAUUGAUUAAGAUAGAUGUGGAGGGCAUGGAGAAGGAGGUCAUUGCUGGUGGUAAGAACGUCAUUCAAAUGUUCAAGCCAAUCAUUUGGUCGGAGAAUGUUGCAUACUUCUCGUCAAAAGGUGAAGAUGUGUCUUUCCUCCAGCUUAUGGACCAAUUGGAAUACAAUUGCGCCGGUGCACAGAACGCUCCAAAUGACAUCAUUUGCACAGACAGGCAUGGCCGCGGUCAUCAAAUAGGUUGACCGUUUGACCAAUGUAGUGCGUGAGUCCAAUGGCCCAAGCUAUCGAGCGCACUAGCGGACCGAGAA